CCAAGAAUGCCAACCUCAAGCUGCUGUCCUAUCAAUUUCUCAUCCAUAUUUCAUGCUCUGUCUCAGACACCCAGAAGGCUGAGAGAGAGAACAUGUGCAACAUGGACACCAGACGAAGAAGUAAACAUAACGAGACUGAGGUCAGGGGCGGACAUGAAGAGGAAGCUGUCCUGGUACGACCUGGUUGCUCUUGGCGUCGGCGGGAUGCUUGGCGCCGGGGUCUUCGUCACCACAGGCCGGGUAGCUCAUACCACCGCCGGUCCCGCCGUCUUCAUCUCCUACUUGGUCGCCGGAAUUUCGGCCCUUCUUUCCUCCUUGUGUUACACCGAGUUUUCCCUCCAGAUUCCGGCCGCCGGCGGAGCAUUCAGUUACCUGAGGAUCACAUUUGGAGAGUUUGUGGGGCUUGUGGGUGGAGCCAACAUGUUGAUGGAGUACGUGCUGUCGAACGCGGCGGUGGCGAGAAGCUUGACGGAGUAUGCGAGCACGGCGUUUGGAGGGAGGGACGCGGACUCGUGGAGGGUGAAGAUGAGAGCGCUGCCCAAGGGUUGCAGCAACUUGGAUUUCCCUGCCUCUGUCGUCGUCUCCCUUCUUACUCUCUGCCUCUGCCUCGGGACGAAGGAGAGCUCGAUGCUGAACCUUGUGAUGACGAUCUUCCACCUGCUGUUCUUCGGGCUCAUAAUCGUGGGAGGGUUCUACAGUGGGAGCGUGAGAAACCUGACGAGGCCCAAGGGGUUGGCGCCCUUCGGAGCCAGAGGCGUGUUCGACGGAGCGGCGCUGGUGUACUUCAGCUACCUCGGCUACGACUCCGUCUCAACCAUGGCGGAGGAGAUCAAGAACCCGCCCCUCACCCUCCCUCUCGGAAUCGCAGGCUCCGUCGCCAUCGUCUCCUUCCUCUACUGCCUCAUGUCCCUCGCCCUCUCCCUCAUGGUUCCCUACAAUGAGUUGACGGGUUCGGCUCCAUUUGCGUAUGCGUUCGAAAGGGUUGGUGCAUGGAGAUGGGGAAGGGAGGUGGUGGGCGCGGGUGCGAGCCUCGGCAUCCUCACCUCCCUGUUGGUCGCCAUGCUCGGGCAGUCCAGGUACCUCUGCGUUGUGGGCAGGGCUCGACUCGUCCCCUCUUGGUUCGCCAAAGUCCAUCCUUCCACCGGCACUCCACUCAACGCCACCGCUUUCCUAGGCACUUGUACUGCUCUUAUUUCGCUGUUCAUUGAACUGGAUAUAGUGCUGGAGAUGAUCUCAAUUGGUGCACUCUUAGUGUAUUAUUUGGUGCCCAAUGCUCUCAUUUAUCAUCGGUAUGCGAGGCCUGGACUGACUCUAGCCUUCCUGCUGCUUGUGUCUGGAAGCUCAUUUGGGUUUGCACUGUCAUGGAAGCUGAAGAAACACUGGUUACAACUGGCCCUGUUUGGGGGAUUGACAAUCCUAUGUGUAGCAUGUUUCCAAUAUUGGGUGCCCAUGGCGGACGGGCAGCGCCACUGGCGGGUGCCCUUCAUGCCAUGGCCUGCUGCAACCUCCAUAUUUCUCAAUGUCUUCUUGCUUGCAACCAUGAAGAAGAGAGCAUACCAGAGGUUUGUGGUGUGGAGCUGUUUGGUCACCUUGUACUAUGUCCUAUAUGGUGUUCAUUCUACAUACCAUGGUGAAAGAGAGGAAAGGGAAGGGAGAGGGCAAGAUUCAGUCACUGACCAAGUUAAAGUUGAAAUUGAGAUGCCAUAGCUACAAAAUAAGUUGAACCAUGCCAAUCUAACAAAGCAACAAACAAAUAUGUGUUUGUCUGUGUGCAUGAAAGUAGAGAGAGAGAGAGAGAGAGAGAGAGAGAGAGAGAGAGAGAAAGAGAGGGUAGUCUGUAACUUUUGGACUUUAACUUGAGGUCGUAAUUGGAACUAUUUGGGGCAG
This is a messenger RNA of Nymphaea colorata (pocket water lily), 1887 nucleotides long. RefSeq names its product cationic amino acid transporter 6, chloroplastic-like. Bases 7 to 1707 code for a protein of 566 amino acids. Gene Ontology annotation, molecular function: amino acid transmembrane transporter activity. The record is from RefSeq and is a predicted model, not a curated record. The transcript is spliced from 5 exons. Gene Ontology annotation, cellular component: plasma membrane. Lineage: Eukaryota; Viridiplantae; Streptophyta; Magnoliopsida; Nymphaeales; Nymphaeaceae. Gene Ontology annotation, biological process: amino acid transport; transmembrane transport.